Penicillium digitatum Pd1 is the source of this 2448-nucleotide messenger RNA. RefSeq names its product Golgi transport complex subunit COG4. NCBI's taxonomy places the organism in Eukaryota, Fungi, Ascomycota, Eurotiomycetes, Eurotiales, Aspergillaceae. The record is from RefSeq and is a predicted model, not a curated record.
AUGGCGCCCAGAAUGGCUGCAACCGCUAAUAGGCGUAAUGCCAUGCCCCAAAGCCCUACGGGUACCUCUGCCUCGCCUGCAGAGACAUCUCCUCCCCCACAGCCCGACAUCUUCAACGCCAGCUCCGUCGCCGAGAUCAAAGCCACGCUGUCCCACCUACACUCCCAAGAAGCGUCUGUGACCGCCCGCCUCGAUGCCCUGGUAACUUCCCAGAAAGACCUCUCCCGUGAGCUAGGUCGACUGGACCUGAUGCGCGCCAACAUCGGGAGUCACCUCAGCACAACUCGCUCCAUCAGCCAUGGAAUGCUCUCCGAAGCUGCCGGCACCGCCGAUCGGAUCUCCAGUGCGGUCCGCCGGCUGGAUCUCGAGCAGGCGCGGGUGAAAGCCACGCUUGAGGUUGUUGAGCAGGUGGCCGAGCUUAAGGCCUGUGCGUUGGGCGUGGCGGGAUCGAUGGGUGCGCCCCAGGACUGGGAGAAAGCCGCUAGCUAUCUACACCGCGCCGCUCAGAUCCCGGCUUCGGUCGUCCAUGGCGCGUUUGCUGCAGAGAUGGUUCCUACGGCUGAAGUUCCGGACCCGCCAAGUGUGACCCUGGACAACGCGGCGGAGUCGCUGUGCGGGCUGUUCCUGCGCGAGUUUGAGAAGGCGGUUAAAGAGAAUGAUGGGGCCAAGAUCACGCGCUUCUUCAAACUUUUCCCGCUUAUUGGCCGCUCUGAGGUCGGACUCGAUGUUUAUGGUCGUUAUGUGUGCCAGGGUGUCGCGGCCAAGGCUCGGGCUAACAUCAACGGGGCUUCCGGAGGUGCUCCGGCUAAGGAUGGUUUCUUCUAUGCCAAUGCGCUUACCAAGCUGUUUGAGCACAUUGCGCAGAUUAUUGAUAGCCAUGGUGGGCUUGUUGAGCACCACUAUGGCCCCCGGAAGAUGGGACGGGUCAUUGAACGACUACAAGUCGAGGCCGAUGUACAGGGUGGUAUUAUUCUUGAUACUUGGAGUGAUGAGCGACAAGUGGAUCGCAAAUUGAUGGAUAUUAAAUCCUAUGCUUUCACCUUCCUGGUGCAGAGUUUCCUUCCGGCGCAGCGAGCAGGUCCGCCUCGCUCACUAUCCCCUGCCGCUGGGGCGAGCACCGCUACCGACGAGGAGGGGGUGGACAUGAAAGAGAUCGAUGGUGUCUUGAACGAAAUGGCUAUCAUGUUGGGCCGGUGGUCGCUGUACUGUCGGUUCCUGGCUGAUACAUGUAAUCCUUCGGGUGAUGAAAAUGCAGACGACGAUAAGCGACUCGAGCCUCCCACCUUCCUGCAAGAAUCAUCUCUGGCCCAAAAGAUCAAUGAUCGCCUGGUGGCCCCCUUCAACGCAAUGACAACCUUCUUCUUCCGCCGCUCCGUCGAGAAAGCUUUCCAACUAGACGAGUCCCCAUCAGGCCUCACGCUGAGCCCCCAUCGUCCACUGAAAGCCGACCCACCACACAUUACCUCAGCCAUCGACGACAUAAUGUACAUCGUCAACAAAGUCAUCCAGCAGUCACUCGCAACCUCCCAAGAAGCCGUCGUGACAAACGUAGUCCCAACGCUCUCCCGCGUCCUAGGCUCCGAUUUCAUCGGCAUGACACAGCGCAAGAUGCGCGACGAGUGCUACCCACGCGCCCCAGUCCACGGCGGCCCACCCGCCGAACAAAUCACAAUCUCCUUCCUAGUUCAAAUCAACAACCUCGACCUGGGAGUCGACUACAUCCGACGAAUCGUGCAAAAUAAUACGGGCUCAAAACCAGAUACCACGACCACGGAAGCAACCUCCCACCUCCUCACAAUCUUCGCCAACCCCAGCACCGCCCAAAAUGUGCUCCAGACCCUCCAAAACCUCUCAACAACCUUCGAAAGCAAAGCAACUGACCUUCUCAUGGACGGAGUCCAAGUACUCUUCAACAACGUCCUUAAACCACGCCUCCGACCUCUCCUCGCAGACACCUUCCGGGAUAUCGAAUAUGCCCCCAACACCAACACCCUCGAACCCGACAAUCCAAACUCGGCCAUUGACAACAAAGAACUUGUCAAACCGCGCUUCACAUCCUUAUGGACCGAUCUAUUAACUCCAUUCGCACGGAUCCUCACCCCCUCGGCCUUUGACCGCGUCCUCGGCGUAACGAUCGCGUAUCUAGCCCGUCUACUAGAAAAAAGACUGUGGUCGUACGGGGCGCGGAUCAACGCGCUUGGCGCGGCGCGGCUUGAGAGGGAUGUUGCUGGACUUGUCGGUGCUGCUGUUGAUGUUGGGCAUGUUUCCGGCGCGCCGGGAAGAUAUAAAUACCGGGAGUGUUUUGCGCGGUGUGUGCAGAUGACGCUUGUUAUGGGGAUGGAUGAGGAGGAGUGGGAUGAAGUUCGAAAGGGUGGAGUUGCCGCGGAGGUUGUUGGGAAGCUUGGGAGAGAGGAUUUGAUUCGGGUUCGGUGGAUGGUUAAGCGGUAG